Salvia miltiorrhiza (redroot sage) is the source of this 529-nucleotide messenger RNA. Its product is annotated as basic form of pathogenesis-related protein 1-like. The coding region runs from base 36 to 515 and encodes 159 amino acids. Gene Ontology annotation, cellular component: extracellular region. The transcript has a single exon. The record is from RefSeq and is a predicted model, not a curated record. Lineage: Eukaryota; Viridiplantae; Streptophyta; Magnoliopsida; Lamiales; Lamiaceae.
GUGAAAAGAAUGCCAUAUACUGAAAGAAUAGGAAGAUGAUGAUGAGUAAAAAUGUGAUUGUGGUGUUGGUAUGGGUGAUGAUGGGAUUGGCGGAUGCCCAAAAUCGGCCGAAAGACUACGUGAAUGCACACAACGUGGCCCGAGCGACGGUGGGUGUGGGACCCCUUGUUUGGAACGAGACGCUGACUCAGUACGCCAGGGAAUAUGCCCACGUGCGCUCUGCGGAUUGCGCAAUGCAGCAUUCCGAUGGGCCCUACGGCGAGAACCUAGCGGCGGGGAGCUGGAACGUCAGCGCCAAGGAGGCUGUGGACAUGUGGCUCGACGAGAAGCCUCUCUACGAUGAGAAUACCGGCGACUGCAUCGGCGGCGGCCUUGAUUGCCGGCACUACACGCAGGUUAUGUGGGGAGACUCCAAAUGCCUCGGCUGUGCUCAUACUCAUUGUCCCGAUGGUUGGACCUUUAUUACUUGUAACUAUGAUCCUCCCGGCAAUUAUAUCGGAGAGCGUCCCUAUUGAUUAUUCAUCUCAAA